Phanerochaete carnosa HHB-10118-sp is the source of this 350-nucleotide messenger RNA. RefSeq lists its product as uncharacterized. The record is from RefSeq and is a predicted model, not a curated record. The coding region runs from base 100 to 312 and encodes 70 amino acids. Lineage: Eukaryota; Fungi; Basidiomycota; Agaricomycetes; Polyporales; Phanerochaetaceae. The transcript has a single exon.
AUUGGAGUCACGCUUUUCCUGACUGUGCUGACGUCUGUCCAGACCCGCGGCAUAGUCCCACGGCCAAAGCACUGUAUUGGCAACUUUCUUUUAUGGCCUAUGACUGACGCGGCGGAGGACUUCGACAAGGAGACACUCUUCACCAUCGCUCUCCGCAUUCGCAAUUCACUUAUACGUCUUCGAGAGCCCGGAUAUGCCGCCGCCUCCGAUGCAGCAAGCGGGGCGAAAGCUGUUGAAUUUCUCAACGCAGAACUUGCACAGGACUUCAGACAGCGGCCGGGGCACAUGGUGGUGAAUUCAAACUGGCGGUGAGCGCUGAUUAGAUUGUUCAUUCACUUUGUUACGGCUAA